This is a messenger RNA of Nilaparvata lugens (brown planthopper), 1840 nucleotides long. Its product is annotated as modular serine protease. The transcript has 12 exons. Gene Ontology annotation, molecular function: protein binding; serine-type endopeptidase activity; G protein-coupled receptor activity. The coding region runs from base 67 to 1728 and encodes 553 amino acids. NCBI's taxonomy places the organism in Eukaryota, Metazoa, Arthropoda, Insecta, Hemiptera, Delphacidae. The record is from RefSeq and is a predicted model, not a curated record. Gene Ontology annotation, cellular component: membrane. Gene Ontology annotation, biological process: proteolysis.
UAUAGAGGCGAAUUGCAUUCAUGCAUUACUUCGAACAUUUUUCCAAAGUUUUGAUUUAUUUUGGAGAUGCGUUUCACACUUGCUAUAAUUUAUUUUAUUCUACUAAAAACAGUUGUUGGAGAAGGCAAUGAUUUCUAUUGUUUGGACGGCUCAGCCAUUCCGUAUGACAAUAUUUGUGAUGGGAAAGCACAAUGCGAUGACCAAUCAGACGAAGAUGAAGAUAUUUGUUCAACAGAUGAAGAUGAAUUUGAAUGCUACGAUGGACAGAAAAUUGCAAAACAGGCAGUUUGUAAUGGAACAGCCGAGUGCUCUGAUGAAACAGACGAGUCAAUAGAAAAAUGCGCAUUAAAGCAAUGUGAAGGAAAAAUGUUCAGAUGCAGUUACGGUGCAUGUAUAGACAGUAAAUUGGUGUGUGACAAGAAAAAUGAUUGUCUGGAUGGAUCUGAUGAGGAAGGAGGCAUUUGUUCAGAUGACAACAAGUGCGAAAUACCACACCAGCCUGCUCAUACAACAUUUGAAAUUUCAGACUGUGUCAAUUGUACGCCAGGAGCCACAGUUAAAUCUGGAACAAGAAUAAAGAUUACAUGCGGUCAUGGUUAUAUGCUACAUUCUAAAUACAGCGAAGCCUCUUGCAGUAGUGGAAAGUGGAUACCAGAAGUAGCUGAAUGCUAUCACCACAAUAUCCACUUAUUAUCAAAGCGGGCAAUUUUUAAAGAGCAUUGUUCGCCAAUCAUGGUAGAAGCUGGAGCUGAUGUGCAUUGUACAAAAGGUGGAAAAGAAAUAACGUGUAAAUUUCCAUUGCCAGCUGGAAGUAUUGCAAAAAUGACAUGUCACAACUAUUACUCAAUUGAAGGCACGAGCCAUGCUGAAUGCCUACCGAAUGGAAAAUGGAGUAGACAUUUGAAAUGCUCUUCUUCUUGUUACAAAGGAAUUGAUGUUGCUCUUAUUGUGAGAGGACAGUUGGCACAAUCUGCAGAGUUUUUCCCAUGGGUAGCGGCACUCUAUGCUGUGGAAAACGACCAAUGGACAUACAGAUGUGGAGGAACUUUAAUAAGUGACAGAGCUAUGAUUACAGCGGCUCACUGUGUAUGGAAACUGACAGGGUCUGAUUUUAAAGUAACACUAGGAAAAAAGUACAGAGAUUUCUAUAAUACAGAAGAACACCAACAAAACUUCAACAUAGAGAGGGUGAAGCUCUUGUCAGUCUACCAAGACAGCAAUGGAAAUUAUGGAAGUGACUUGGCAAUAUUAAUUUUCAAGGAAAUAGCACAACUAUCGGUCGCUAUUCAUCCAGCUUGCAUUCAAUGGGAUGAGGAUUAUUCAGAUAACAUUACACUACCAGGAAACAAAGGAUUAGUCGCUGGUUGGGGAUUGACAGAAGAAGAUAAGCCAAGUGAUGUUCUGCGUUACAUAAGCAUUCCAAUAAUCAAAACGAGCCAAUGUAUCAGCAAAGAACCAGACGACUUCAGAAAGUUCAUCACAUAUACAUCUUUCUGUGCUGGAUAUAACAAUGGAACGAGUGUAUGCAAUGGUGAUAGUGGUAGCGGUCUCUUAUUGCCGGACAAGGGCGCGCUAUACCUUGAAGGCAUUGUCAGCGUCAGUCCUCGCAGAACCAACUCGUUCAGCUGUCAGCCAAAACUCUACACUGUCUUCACAAAAGUGAACGCCUAUAAAAAAUGGAUACAACAGAUCCUUGAUGAGAGCGAAGAACCACAUCAUUUUACCUGAAGCUUCUGGAUUGUUCCAAAUGGAACUCUGAAUAAUCAUUUCAUUAACAUGUUUCUAGAGUGGCUUUAGUCCUCACUGAAUUUUAAUAAAAAUACAGAUCAAAUUCAAGGAA